AUGUCACCAACAAUACUGUUUUAUUUAUUGAUGUUGUCAACAAUAACGGCGGCGAAGACUACGGUAGAUAGAACGUACAAAAUCAUUGUAAAAAAUAACGUAUCGAAAUCGGUGGAAGAUGAAAACUUGAGAAUUAUUUUGAAUUACGUUCGAAGCAAGCAGAUAUUUUCUUCAUCGAUAUUUUGUCUCGUUUCUUCCGAUGAUCGAUCUAAUGUCGUACAUCUUUUAUCCAAGUACGUAGCGAGUGAAUCUAUUGUUAGCUACAAAAUCACAACAAACAACUUGUCACGGAAAUAUACGUGGCAGAGUCGCGUUGAUCUUACAUGGAUUUUCAUCAUCGAUAGUAUGAAUAUUUUGAAUUUUUUUGUACACAAACAAAGCCAUAUCUGGAAGGCUGUCAAUCAAUAUUUAAUAAUUGUCACCACUCCAAAUACGAUUUCGCCGGGAGAGAUUUUUCAGACAGUUUGGAAGAUCUACGGUGUCUAUAGGAUCGUCAUUAUUUCGAUAGAAGACGAUUUUCGAUGUCUAAGAAGAUAUCUACCGUUCGAAAAGAAUCGACAAAACAAAUACGGUGUCAUACGUAAGAUUUGUUUAAUGGACCAGAAAGAUAAUGUCGAGCUCUAUACCAACUUUGAGAACUUGAACGGAUAUCCUAUACACGUGGUCAUGUUCUCACCUUGGAAAGUUACAUUCGACAAUGAUACGAAUCGUUCGAAUGUUAUUAAAAAUUUCGACAAACUGGACACGAAAGCGAAGUGGUUGUUGGAGCAAGCAAUGGGAACUGAGUUUCAUAUCACUGAGCUUCCUUCGGUCAACUCAUUUAACAGAAGUUAUGAUCCAUUUCUUCGUGCUCUUCAAUACAUUGAGGAUGGUGAGUCGGAGAUAAUCAUUAUUAAUUUCCUUGUUCACGAAUAUAAGGGAUAUCGAAGGUACGAAUUCACAGCUAGCCUUUAUGAGGACAAGCUAUGCUUGAUCGCACCCACAGCUGGUUUCGUGCCGAAAUCAUAUAUGCCAAUAAUGUCAUUCGCGUCUAAUCUGUGGGUGGCUCUCGCGAUAUACAACAUUCUCGUGUCCGUUCUAUGGUUCCUCAUAAAAUACUACAGCGUUUCGUUUCGUCGACGAAAGGCCGUUCUCCUCCCCUUGAUAAGAACGACAGGAUACGUUCUUUCACAGCGGUCGGAUUUACCACUGAGAAUACAUCCUUACGUUUCGUCGUGCUUCGACCUCGUCGAAACCUCGUGUUACCCGUUGAAGGAGGACGGUGGUAGCGCUGGUAGCACGACCGCUCAGAGAGCCUUUUUGAUCGGCACGCUUUUCUUCGGACUCAUCGUCACCAGCCUCUAUCAAAGUUGUCUGAUGUUCAGUUUGAGCAAUCCCUUCCAUUAUCCUGAAUUAAAUACUUUGGAAGAUAUCGCUUGCUCGAAUUUUACUAUCAUUACCAAGUAUAACAACUUAAAGGAGAAUACGUUUUCGGGGACUACUACUCUGGAUAACAAAUUGCGGAGUAAAGUUGAAUUGUUAAAUUCUGAUAAGCUUACCUACGACUUCGUGGCCUUUGGUAAGAGAAUGAUCGGCAUCGUUCGUCAAUCGGUGGUCAAUUUGGAAGAUAUGUCUAAGUACUACGAUGUAGACGGCAACAAUCUGCUCCAUAUAGUCGAAGAAUGUCCGACCACUUCGACGUUGUCUUACAUAAUAAGGCUUCACUCACCGUACCGAGAGAGAAUCAACGAAUUACUACUACGAAUGCAGCAAAUGGGUUUUGUUCGUUUGUGGUAUGAGCAAGUGGCUUAUCCGCCGUACGUGGCUGAGCAGAAAAGAAAGAUGGACAAGAGCGAGAGAAAGAUUAAACUGACAAUGGAGCAUUACUCCCUUACUUUCAUCGGGCUUACGAUUGGUUUACUUUCUUGCAUCCUGGUGUUUCUCGUGGAAAUUUAUUUCGCCAAGAAAUCAUCAUACAAGUCACUGUUUCUUCAGUAA
This is a messenger RNA of Trachymyrmex cornetzi, 1977 nucleotides long. RefSeq lists its product as uncharacterized. NCBI's taxonomy places the organism in Eukaryota, Metazoa, Arthropoda, Insecta, Hymenoptera, Formicidae. The transcript has a single exon. Bases 1 to 1977 code for a protein of 658 amino acids. The record is from RefSeq and is a predicted model, not a curated record.